AUGCAGGCACUCUUUGUCAUCAGCCUGCUCUACGUCAGCCAGCUGGUGUGGGCCAAUGGCAUGUUCAUUUCAUCAGAUGCAGAGAAAAUCAGAGAUGAGGUUAUCACCCAACCACCUGGAUCAGGAACAGUGUCUGAUCAAGACAACGGCCUCGGAUACAAAGCUGCUUUUCAGAGAUGCCUGUCUGUUUCACGGGAAUUUACUUGCUGCUGGCUCUGCUGCGGAUUUGUUCAGGGUCUCGUCUUCGUCAGGAAGACUUCCCCCCCCCGCAUCGUGGAGCAUCCCUCUGACCUGAUCGUGUCCAAAGGGGAGCCGGCCACGCUCAACUGUAAGGCGGAAGGCCGCCCGGCCCCCACGGUGGAAUGGUACAAAGACGGCGAGCGCGUCGAGACGGACCGCGACAACCCCCGCUCCCACCGCAUGCUCCUCCCCAGUGGGUCGCUCUUCUUCUUACGCAUCAUCCACGGGCGGCGGAGCAAGCCGGACGACGGCAGCUACGUGUGCGUGGCGCGCAACUAUCUGGGCCAGGCGAUCAGUCACAACGCAUCCCUGGAAGUAGCCAUUUUACGUGAUGAUUUCAGACAGAACCCUGUUGAUGUUAUGGUUGCUGUGGGAGAGCCAGCAGUGUUGGAGUGCCAACCCCCACGUGGACAUCCAGAACCAACCAUCUCCUGGAGGAGGGAUGGCGCUAAUUUGGAUGACAGAGAUGAACGCAUCACAAUCCGAAGCGGCAAGCUGAUGAUCACUAACACUUGGAAGAGCGAUGCAGGGAAAUACAUUUGCGUUGCCACUAACAUGGUCGGGGAGAGGGAGAGUGAGAUUGCCGAGCUCACAGUCCUUGAGCGGCCGACCUUUGUGAAGCGUCCCAGCAGCGUGGUGGUGUUGGCAGACGAGAGCGUGGAGUUCCACUGCGUGGUUCAAGGAGACCCCGUUCCCACAGUCCGCUGGAGGAAAGAUGAUUCUGACCUCCCCAAGGGCCGGUUUGAAAUCCUAGAGGACCACACUUUGAUCGUACGUCAAGUUACCCCUUCUGAUGAGGGCUCCUAUACAUGUGUGGUGGAGAACAUGGUUGGGAAGUCGGAAGCAUCGGCCUCUCUCACCAUACAUGUCAAUACUGUGCCCCCUGCGUUUGCCAUACGCCCCAGGAACCAGGUGGUGUCAGUGGGCAGGACGGUCACCUUCCAGUGUGAGGCCACUGGCAACCCACAGCCCGCUAUUUUCUGGCAGAGGGAGGGCAGUGAGAGUCUUUUGUUCUCUUACCAGCCACCGCAGCCCUUCAGCCGUCUGUCUGUAUCCCAGAUGGGGAGUUUGACCAUUACGGAUAGCCAUCGCUCAGACGCUGGCUAUUACAGCUGCCAGGCCCUCAACAUAGCUGGUAGCGUUAUCACCAAAGCGCUACUGGAGGUUACAGACGUUGGGCCAGACAUACCCCCUCCUGUCAUUAGGCAGGGCCCGAUCAAUCAGACUGUUCAUGUGGACAGCACUGUGAUAUUGGGUUGCCAAACUGCUGGAACUCCACUUCCAACAAUCCACUGGACGAAGGACGGUGUGAUGCUGUCUCAAGUGGACUCACGGCUGUCCAUAACAGAAACGGGAUCAUUAAAAAUUCACCAUGCCAAGCUUGGAGAUUCAGGCCUCUAUACUUGUGUUGCUUCCGGUCCAACUGGAGAAGCCUCCUGGACGGCACACUUGCAAGUACAAGAAAUUGAAAUCGUCGUCCAGUCAGGCCCUCCAACAGACACCAGUUUGAUUCCCGAGGCUCCGUCUAAACCUGAAGUCAGUAACGUCAGCCCGACGUCUGUCACGCUGUCGUGGAAACCCAACCACAACACCGGGGCAUUGCCCACGUCUUACCUUAUUGAGGCAUUCAGUUACACUGUGGGCAGCAGAUGGAUGACCGUCGCCGAGCAUGUGAAGACAGAGACCUUUGUCCUGAGAAACCUGAAGCCUGGAGCUGUCUACUUGUUUAUGAUCAGAGCGGUGAAUCCGUAUGGCCUCAGUGAUCCCAGUCCAAUCUCUGACUCUGUCAGAACACAGGACAGCACCUCCACCAUGCAGGGGGUGGACCACCGUCACAUCCAGAGAGAACUGGGAGACGUCGUGAUCCACCUGCACAUGCUGACCGUCCUUUCAUCUUCUGCUGUCAGAGUGCAGUGGACGGUCGAGCAGCAGUCCCAGUACAUCCAAGGAUACAAGGUGCUUUACAGGGUAUCUGCGGAGCACGGCCACCCCGAGGCACAGUGGAACGUCCUGGAGGUCCGUGCCCCCCAGGAAGACGGAGUAGUGAUCAGUCAUCUGAAGAAAGGCUCCAUCUACGAGUUCAAGGUGCGGCCCUUCUUUGAUGAGUUCCAGGGAGCCGACAGUGAGGUGAAGGUGGUCAAGACGUUAGACGAAGCCCCUAGAGGAGCACCGCAGGGUGUUACGGUUUCAAAAAGCGACGCCAAUGGGACCGCUAUCCUAGUUUCCUGGAAACCGCCCCCAGAGACAGAAGAGGUUGGAGUCAUCCAGGAAUACAAGAUCUGGUGCCUGGGUAACGAGAGCCGCUACCACGUGAAUCAGUCUGUGGAUGGUUCCACUUUCUCCCUGCUCAUUUCCACUCUGGCCCCUGGAAUUCGAUACAGUGUGGAGGUCGCGGCAUGUAAUGGCGCUGGACCUGGACUCAAGAGUGAUGUUACUUUCUUCCAAUUAGACUCCUUGGGGCAGAUGAUGGACAUCAGUGCUAAAAGAGACACAUUAUCACAUAUCUCAGACGUGGUGAAGCAGCCUGCGUUUAUUGUUGGCAUUGGUGCCACCUGCUGGCUGGUUCUCAUGAUUUUCAGUGUGUGGCUCUAUCGUCAUCGCAAGAAGAGGAGUGGUCUCAGCAGCACAUACACGGGCAUCCGGAAGGUUCCAUCAUUUACCUUCACACCCACAGUCGCAUAUCAAAGAGGGGAAUCUGUGUGUGGUGCUGCCAGACCUGGCCCUCUCAGCAUGGGUGAACCCCUAAACCAACUGUGGUUGCCAGACAAUUGGCCUAAUGCAUGUGCCAAUCAUAAGGACUGCAGCAUCAAUUGCUGUAAUAAUGGCAGUGGCACCAGUGACAGCAAUAUGACAACAUACAGUCGACCAGCUGACUGCAUAGCCAAUUAUGGAAACCAUCCAGAAAGCAAACCAGGGGGACAGCUUGCUUCUGAGACUGCCAUAUACAGCGAUGUGGAUCUCUCCAAUAAGCUCGCCGAUAUUAAAACAUUCAACAAUUCCAACUUGUACUACGCGAGUCCAGGAGGAGAUCCGACGGCUACAUAUGAGCCCAUUCCAUAUGCCACCACACAGCUUAUUCAAGCAAGUAUUAAAAGCAAGGACACCAUGGGUAGUUCUGUCGUGGAACCUCUGGAUAUACCGUGCUGGAAACAGCCCCCCAGCCUACCUCCAAUACCCAAGGAGAUGGCAGCACAGAUGCAAUAUAACAUGAUUGAACAGAACAGUAAAGAUGUCCAUGGAAGUGAGGGAAUGGUGCACCUGAAAGCUGUCCAAUACAACCAGAACCGCGACCACAGCACAGGAGGCUCACACCACAGUUCAGACAGAGGCAGCAACAGCACUUCAGGGAGUCAAAAUCAAAAGAAACUAACGCGCGCCCCUAAGAUUCCCAAGCACAAUGCGGUUAGCUGGGGAGAGGUUCUUUCUCAUCCUCAUGCUAAUGCAUGGGACUGCGAUGGCUACAGUCUGCCCAUGGAAAGGAGCUUUGAUCCGGAGGAGAGAACAGACUGUUGCCCCACUCCUCCAGUCAGAGGAGCAGCCUCAUCUCCCACCGAUGUGCGUCGUGGUAACCCGCUGACCACGCCGUCGCACGGAGACCUGAGCAAUGGCCUACACGAUGCGGACGAGCACCUCACGCACACGUACAGUUCCAUCCCCGACGGACAGGAAGAGAACGAAGAAGAGGUCGAGGAGGAAACGGAAGCGGAGCUGGUUGAAAGUCUCUACAGCCGGCCCCAGAAACACAAACACCAGUCGCACCACAUGGCUCCACACAAGCCGCAACUCAAUGGACUGCAGCAGACCCCGACCUCCAGCACCGGGGACCUGGACCGGUCAGUCACGGGGUCUAUGGUCAACAGCUGGGGCUCGGCGUCGGAGGACAACAUCUCGUCAGGCAGGUCCAGCGUUGUCAGCACCUCGGAGGGAUCCUUCUUCACAGAUGGGGAUUUCAACCAGGCGGCCGCCUCCUCGCGGGAUAUCGUAGGCCUGCGCAUGUGCAGAUACCAGGAGGAGUCGGGUCGACAGCAUCAGAGAGCCAGCAGCCCCAUGUCAACAGACAGCAACAUGAGUCCUGCAAUAACGCACAAAAGGCCCCGAAGGCAUAAACAGAACCAUUCUGGUCAGCAGGGCUAUCAACCCAAAGAUGUCUUCAACGAUGACUCCUGCAUGCCUCUGAAUCUCACCAACCAGAUGGCUCGUGCUGACUACAAGGCCAGAGGGGCCACGCUACCACGCAUGGGCUCCGGGGAGGCCCGAGGUCGACGAGGCAGCACCGGAACCCACAGGGUCAGAGAAAACGCAUUUGAAAAGAAAGACUGCCAGGACGUAAGCAAGACUCCAAACGGAGGAAAAGGAAGCAACAGAAACCGACAGCAAUCAGAAUUUGGGGACAUUCUUUUGUAUAGUCGCCCGGCGUUCCCAUCAGGCCAAGUUCAGAGGGAGCCAGGUUCAAAUUCAUCCAGCUUUAAGGCGUGUGGGGACACACGGGUCAAACCCGGAGACCAGGGGGCCCCUACUGGACCAGUGGAGAAGUUUCCGGAAAGCUAAGAAGCAAAACAUGAGCACAAGGGGAAUAUCCUACAGCUGCUUCAAAGGAGAUGAACUCAAGACAUUCUGCACAAUGCACAAUAGCGUUUUCUACUAGGGAUUUCUCAUUAGAUGUUAAAAAAAAACAGAAAAUAAGAAAAAGUGAUCUCAUAUUUAAGUCUGUGGACUUGUUUAUUGUUAGUUUUUUUUUUUUUUUUUUUUUUUUGGUGACCAGCUUCUAAGAUACCGAGUUGCUGGUUGCUUAGUAAAGUAUAAUGAAUGCACAUUUGAUGGCGGUUGUGAGUGUUUUAAAAAAAUAUUGUUCAUGAUGACUGCUUGACGCGGUUCUCAUGGUAUAUGUUUGUCUGUUGUCUUGUUAUUUUACUAUAACUGAUCUACAGUCAUUACCAGCCAUCGUAAAUUGUUUACUGCCACAGAAGUGCUUCAAAUUUUAUAUAACAGUGUUAAUGUUUUCUAAGUGAUGUACACCUGUCUUUGUAUUAUUUGUUCUACUUUGGUUAUAAAAGCACAAUCAUUUGAUUUUUUAUUCUUAGUCAUUGUUAGAUGAAUUUCUGUCUGGAGGAAAUCAAUCAUGGGAGUCUUGUUAAACAUUUUUACCACUUCACAUCAGCCUGAAAAAUAUUGUUAAUUGUGAUUGUGCACUCAAUUGCUUACAUUUGUGCUGCUUUCUUCCAUAUUUGAUCUGUUGUAUGUACUGAGAGAAUUGCAUGCAGAUUUUAACUAAGGAGGUUUUGUCCAACAUAUUCACUGCUUUGCCUUUCAUUUGGGAUAAUGAAGAGACUGGAAAUGGACUGGUUCCAUUUAUUGUUUCUCUUCACUGGGUUAAUUUAUUCUGCUCCAGUGUUUCCUUGACUUCGGUCACAACUUGAAGAGUUGGGCUGGACUGAAAUAAGAAACAAACGCAUAUACAGUAAUUAAACAAAAAUGCAACAACCACUGUUUUUGUUUAAUAAUGUUAUCAAACAAUUACAGUGCUGCUUCAUGGUCAAAAAUGUACUUAAACCCAUUUUAACAUAAUUGCACUGUUCAAUUCAAUUCAGUUUUAUUUAUAUCAAUAAACAAAAAAAGAAAGUUAUAACCCAAUUUAAGCAAGUUACUAGGAAACAUUUUAUGAAAUUUGAAUAAAAAGAAAAUAGGUUCAAAUUAACUUGUUUAUUCUGUUUUUAAGACUACAAAACACAUAAAACACAUACCAUUUAUUGUCAACUUUUGCAUUAAUAGAGGAUUUUUGAACGCUCUUCAGUGAGGUGUGAUAUCAGUCCUUGAUUUUUGAGAAGGGUUCACAUUGCACUAAACUGGAGUUAACUUUGGAAUGUGACUUAAGUAUUAUUGGUUCAUCUUAGAGACAUCUGACGAUAAUUAUGAAUUAUAUUGAAUGGAACAUUAUUCCCGAUUAUAAACAAUGCAUCACUGUGUGCUCUAGAAACCAACACGUUUUAGGGUGAGUAACUGAAAGGAAAAAAUCUAAAUUUUUCCGAUGAAUUGUCAACCCAGGCCCUGCUAUGGACUGGUGGACCGUCCAGGGUG
This is a messenger RNA of Menidia menidia (Atlantic silverside), 6315 nucleotides long. NCBI's taxonomy places the organism in Eukaryota, Metazoa, Chordata, Actinopteri, Atheriniformes, Atherinopsidae. The record is from the annotation of a GenBank genome assembly.